UGAAUGUCCCCUCCACCGAAAGCGCCGCCACCAGGCAUUCCACCGGGUGCCACGCUCCGACUGCACGAUAGAAGACGUUCGCCGUUCGUCGAGUUAGUCGAGCUCUGACACCAGUCGCGAGCGGUCGCAACUUUAGCGGCGUUUAGAGAAAACGAAACGAGCAAACGAGCGCAUACUCUCGAUCGUCACGUUUCCUUCACGUUCACGUUCACCGUCGGGUUCACCCUCUCGUACCGCGAUUCUCUCAAUCAGUCCGUCAUCCGCAACCAUUCGCGGACGAAGGAGACAUCGAGCGCAGCUGAUCAUUGGAUUAUCAGUGAAGUGAUCGAUCACGUUUCACAGUGCUUUCACGUCGAUCAGAAUUAUUCAGCUUGGAAGUUCUCAACACUUCUGUGAUACGGGAAGCAAAGUAAAUAAUGGUGACCGGAGUGGGUGCCACGAUGCCGACCGGCGGUGUCACCGUCGGCGCUACUCCACCCGCGCAGCACGUGCCCCAGGAGGCUGGCCAGCCCCCUGCGCAAACUACCCCGACGGCCACGACAACUACGAGAAGAUCCGGGGAAAAUCGACGGAGCAAUAAGCCUAUCAUGGAGAAAAGACGUCGAGCCCGUAUUAACAACAGUCUGAACGAUUUAAAAACUCUCGUUUUGGAAUCUAUGAAGAAAGACCCAGCUAGACACUCGAAGCUCGAGAAGGCUGACAUUUUGGAACUGACCGUGAAGCAUUUGGAGACCCUACAACGGCAGCAAGUCGCUAUGGCUGCCGCGGCAGAUCCGAGCAUCCUCAACAAAUUCCGCGCCGGUUACACGGAGUGCGCCAGCGAAGUUGGCAAAUUUCCCGGUCUGGAAGCCUCGGUGAGGAGACGUCUGAUGUCCCAUUUGGCCUCGUGCCUGGGUCCGGUCGAUGCUGGCAACGGCCAAACGACGACGGCGACUCAACAGGCUGUCCAACCGGCGCCGCCGACGACACAAUUGCAAGUACACAUUCUGCCUCAACUUGACACCACGCCGCGCAUCCAGGUCCAGCAAUCGAAUGGCAUUUUCUUCACCAAUGCCAACGGUACCGCCCUGCAUCUGUUACCGACCAGAUUACCGAACGGUGACAUCGCUCUGGUGCUCCCGGCGGGCGCGAAAGCGCCGGUUACCUCGUCGCCGUCGUCGUCCCCGGCGCCAAGUUCGCCGUUACCAACUCUGAUCCCGAUCCCCCAGAGGACCGCGAGCACCGCAUCCGCAUCGUCGACGAGUUCGUCCAACAGCUCGACAUCCACGUCGGCGGGAAGUCCGGUGGCGUUCGAGGCACCCCCGACGUCGUUCCGCGAGCAGGCCACCGCCUACAGCCCAGCCAACAGUCACCGGGACGUCGCCACGUCUCCGGCCAACAGCUAUAGCGAUUCGGAGUUCGAAUCGCAAUGCUUCCCCCAGAAACCUCUCGCGCUGGUGAUGAGGAAGAGCGUGGUGCCGCCAAUCGACGACAAACCAUGGAGGCCGUGGUAAAAGAAAAAGAGGAAGAAAAAAUACGGACACGACAUGUGCGUGACUAUGAAGUGAUAUAAACUUGAUACGUGUCGAUGGUCAUCCGCGGCCGAAAACGCGCCGAUUCAACGUGCUGAUUUAUGCGUCGCGUAAAGAAAUUCCGCGGAACGGAAACAUGUUCCUCAAUUACGUAGAUCAUUGUAGACGAGCGGUCCCGUCCGUAGGAGGACAUCGCCGUGAAAAAGUAGAGGAUCGUUAAGAGACGCCAGUUUAUUUUCCGGAGUGCGCGUGCACAGUCGGCCAGUAGCCAAUGAGGCAGUGCCUUCUUAAAUAGUGCCUUGUAGAUAUAUCAUUAAAUUUCAGCAUGUCAAAAAUUGAAGAUGAUUUUUCCGGAAUAUAUCUCGAAAUAUCGCGUCGGUCCUUUUUUGUCUUAUCCCGCAUCGCCCUAUCCUUAUCUCCUUUCUCGUCGAUCCUCUCUGUAUAGUUAUAUGAAUACUAUAUUUUAAGUGCCUUACGCAACAAGAAUCACCGAGGUCUUCCAUUCUGUUUCUUGUAUGUAAAACGCUAAACGAUUUGUAGUAUAUCGUUGUAAGUACGAAAAAUGUUUUUAAUCGACUUUAGGCUUAGGAUUUAUGUUAAGAAGUCGCAAGCGAGUAACAGCGUGUACGAGAGAUUGUACAUAUGAGCGAUAACCGAAAGAGAACACGUUAUUUAUAUUUAUACGAAUGCAAAAGAGGUAACAUUUAUAAUUCCUCUCUAUUAUGAGAAUAGACAACCAACGCUUAUCAUUGCAAGAGUAUCAAAUAAAUGUUGAUCUCUUUCUCAAUACAA
Molecule: messenger RNA, 2303 nt
Organism: Temnothorax curvispinosus
Lineage: Eukaryota; Metazoa; Arthropoda; Insecta; Hymenoptera; Formicidae
Gene: hry
Product: protein hairy
Exons: 3
Coding region: 417-1493 (358 amino acids)
Biological process (GO): regulation of transcription by RNA polymerase II; regulation of neurogenesis; anterior/posterior pattern specification
Cellular component (GO): nucleus
Molecular function (GO): protein dimerization activity; DNA-binding transcription factor activity, RNA polymerase II-specific; RNA polymerase II cis-regulatory region sequence-specific DNA binding
Source: RefSeq, a predicted model, not a curated record